Nymphaea colorata (pocket water lily) is the source of this 1640-nucleotide messenger RNA. RefSeq names its product shikimate O-hydroxycinnamoyltransferase-like. NCBI's taxonomy places the organism in Eukaryota, Viridiplantae, Streptophyta, Magnoliopsida, Nymphaeales, Nymphaeaceae. The transcript is spliced from 3 exons. The coding region runs from base 103 to 1416 and encodes 437 amino acids. The record is from RefSeq and is a predicted model, not a curated record. Gene Ontology annotation, molecular function: acyltransferase activity, transferring groups other than amino-acyl groups.
GUGGUGUCAAGAAGAAGAAGAGAAGGAGCUACAAUUGAGGCCAGGCAAUUACUCGAUCUUCUGCUCACCUAGGGACACUUUCAGUUGCCAUUUGCCCUCGAAAUGAAGAUUAUGGUGCGAGAUUCGAGCUUGGUCCUUCCUUCUAGUGAGACCCCUCGGCAUGGGCUGUGGCUCUCAAAUUUGGACCGCGCAAUGUUCAUGGUUCACGUCCCCAGUGUCUACUUUUAUAGACCAAACGGCAGCAACAACUUCUUCGACAGUAAAGUGAUGAAAGAGUCUUUGGGUAGAGCUCUCGUUCACUUCUAUCCUCUCGCUGGAAGACUACGCCGCCGCGAGGAUGGCCCAUUGGAGAUCGAGUGCAACGGAGGUGGCGUUCUCUUUGUGGAGGCAGAUGCAGAGGGUGAGAUAGAUGAUUUUGGAGACUUUGCUCCCUCCAUGGAGCUCAGGCAGUUGAUCCCUGAAGUUGACUACCAAAAUCAAGACAUCUCCUCCUACCCUCUCCUCAUGCUUCAGGUCACAUUCUUCAGGUGCGGAGGAGUCUGUCUUGGGGUUGGUAUGCAUCAUUCGGUGGCGGAUGCAUGUGCGUUCCUACAUUUUAUGAACUCUUGGUCUGAUGUGGCUCGUGACAUGGAGGUAAUUUGCCCACCAAUCAUAGAGCGGACCAUCUUAAGGGCAAGGAACCCACCAAGGCCGGCCUUUGAGCACCCCGAGUACAAGGCGCCAGAACUCAGGUUACCUGCAGAGGUUUUGUCAGAACAAAAACCGGAAAAUACUCAACUCUGUGGGGCAAUUUUCAGAUUCAGCAGAGACCAACUAGUCAGGCUCAAGGAAAAGGUCAAGGAAGGUGACAAUAGCACCACCAGGUAUACUACCAUUAACAGCCUGGUUGUGCACAUCUGGAGGUGUGUUAGCCUGGCCAGAGGCCUUGAUGAUCUGCAGCCAACCAAGUUAACGGUUUCCGUGGAUGGCCGGAAAAGACUCCGGCCGGAGAUCCCAAACUAUUACUUGGGGAAUGUGGUCUACACUGUGGUUGUGCCACUGGUCUCCGGCGACCUCAAAUCGCAACCUAUGCAUUAUGCUGCCAGCAAGGUCCACGAUGCAUUGCUGAGGAUGGAUGACGAUUACUUGCGGUCGGCACUCGACUACCUCGAGGAGCAGCCUGACCUGGGUGAGUUGGUUGACAGGGCUGGCUUCCAAAGAAGGUUGGACUUGAACAUUUCUAGUAUGGCCAGGCUGCCGGUCUAUGAUGCUGAUUUUGGGUGGGGAAAGCCGAUCCAUAUGGGGACCGUGGUCGCAACCGUCGAUGGUUUGGUGUACAUUCUGCCUAGCCCUUCCGAUGAUGGUAGCCUUUCGGUAGUCAUCACCUUGCAAACUGAUGCGAUGAGAUCUCUUGAAAAGUUGAUUUACGUUAUAUGAAUCUUCCUCCUUGCUUUCCUGGAUCUUAUGAUCUCGUCUUUGGAUUGGUACUCUUCCUUGUGUGAUCUUUCCUCCACUUGAAAAUGAUGUAUCCCCAGCUACUUUCUUCUUGUUUAUGUCCUAUUUUCUUUGCCUGAACUUGUGUGCUUUUCCUCUUCUUCCUGAUUUGAAGUGGUAGAUGCCACAAACAAAUGAACUGCCUUGAUUUCAUCUUGCCUUUGGAA